AUGGUCGAUAGUAAAGUCCCGCAGCCAGGACCGGCCAAAUUAAAGCGCAAUGCCGGUCCCGACGAAUGGUUAGAGGCUGCGAAAGAUUGCAAGUAUCUUUCAGAGCAGCAUAUGAAACAACUAUGUGAGAUUGUGAAGGAGUACAUGAUGGAAGAAUCGAACGUACAACCGGUCUCGACGCCCGUCACAAUCUGCGGAGAUAUCCAUGGCCAAUUCUACGAUCUACUGGAGCUUUUCCGCGUCUCGGGCGGCAUGCCAGACGAGUCUAUGGUCGAACCCCCAAAAACAUCACCCGCCGGAUCGAACGAGGUGACGCUAAAUCGGAACUUUGUCUUCUUGGGUGAUUAUGUCGACCGAGGCUACUUUAGUCUGGAGACUUUGACAUUAUUACUAUGCUUGAAGGCCAAGUAUCCGGAUCGAGUAACGCUGGUGCGUGGGAAUCAUGAGUCCCGACAGAUCACGCAAGUCUACGGCUUCUAUGAAGAGUGUUUUCAGAAGUACGGCAAUGCAUCGGUCUGGAAAGCUUGCUGUCAGGUCUUUGACUUCAUGACACUUGGGGCCAUCAUUGAUGGCAGGGUGCUCUGUGUACAUGGUGGCCUAAGCCCCGAGAUCAGGACCUUGGACCAAGUUCGUGUGGUGGCAAGAGCCCAAGAAAUUCCGCAUGAGGGUGCUUUCUGCGACCUGGUCUGGUCCGACCCUGAUGAUGUAGAGACAUGGGCUGUCAGCCCAAGAGGCGCUGGUUGGCUGUUUGGAGAUAAGGUGGCAGAUGAGUUCUGUCACGUCAAUGACCUGACACUAAUCGCCCGUGCGCACCAACUGGUGAACGAGGGAUACAAGUACCACUUUGCGAACCAAAAUGUGGUGACGGUGUGGAGUGCGCCUAACUACUGCUACCGAUGUGGCAACCUGGCAUCGGUCUGUGAGAUUGGUGAGGAUCUCAAACCGACAUUCAAGCUCUUUAGUGCUGUCAGCGAUGACCAACGGCAUGUGCCCACAUCGCGGCCGGGCCGUAGCGAGUACUUCUUGUAA
This is a messenger RNA of Aspergillus oryzae RIB40, 1029 nucleotides long. It is a transcript of the gene sitA, whose product is annotated as TOR signaling pathway phosphatase SitA. The record is from RefSeq and is a predicted model, not a curated record. NCBI's taxonomy places the organism in Eukaryota, Fungi, Ascomycota, Eurotiomycetes, Eurotiales, Aspergillaceae. Gene Ontology annotation, biological process: G1/S transition of mitotic cell cycle; peptidyl-serine dephosphorylation. Gene Ontology annotation, cellular component: cytoplasm. Bases 1 to 1029 code for a protein of 342 amino acids. Gene Ontology annotation, molecular function: protein serine/threonine phosphatase activity. The transcript has 5 exons.